CGCCCCGCCCCGUCCCCGCCGCCACGCCCCGCGUGACCCGCUGCCAGCCCGGACCGCCCGCCGGACGGACGAAUCUCCUGCUGCGAGCCAGGGGAGGUCCCAGGGCGGCUCCUCGCCAAGGAGAACAAGGAGUCCUGAGAGCUCCAUCCCAACUAUUUGUUCCCUGGUGUCAUCAAUGCUGCCCAAACCUGGGAUCUAUUACUUCCCCUGGGAAGUCAGUGAUGGCCAAGUCCCCGAUGGAAGCCCACUGCGAACGUUUGGCAGGUUGUGCCUCUACGACAUGACACGCUCCCUUGUGACCCUGACAGCACAGCACAAAUCCAAUCAGUGCCAGCUGCGAGUCUGCACCAGGCUGGUGGAGCCCUUUGAGCCGCAUGUGGACUUCCUGUACAUGGUUCUGGGGGAGCUGGAGCGUGAGGAGGAUGGAAGCUCAGUGGUGAAGGCCCGACUGCUCACCUGUGUGGAGGGGAUGGAUCUGUCCUUGUUAGAAAAAGCCAUCCUGGAGCAGAGGCUGUGCCUGCAAAAGAGGCAGCAGCCAACAGGAGUCACCAGCACCUUGCCAACCCCUCCGAGUGCUCCCAUUUCCAGUAACAGUCUUCAUCUGGAACCAGAAAGUGGUGGCCCGGCGGUGGGGGUGGGGCGGGGGAUGGAGGGGAGUCCUGGACUCUGGACUGACCCGGAAACGAAAACCCUCCUCAAGCCCGCCGUGGUGGCCCAUGCCUGUAAUCCCAGCGACAGGGAAGCAGAGUCGGGAGGAUCUGGAGUUUAAGGACAAUCUGAACUACAUGAGAUCCUCUCUCCAAAAUAUAUACCUGAUACCCCACCCCAAGGCCCUGGGGCUGUGACUUGUGAAAGACACAAAGGGUUGGUUCCUCAAUGUCCUCAUGAAUAAAGAGUGUGAGCCUCCAA
This is a messenger RNA of Mesocricetus auratus (golden hamster), 909 nucleotides long. It is a transcript of the gene Ten1, whose product is annotated as TEN1 subunit of CST complex. Gene Ontology annotation, molecular function: single-stranded DNA binding; telomerase inhibitor activity; telomeric repeat DNA binding. Gene Ontology annotation, biological process: negative regulation of telomere maintenance via telomerase. The record is from RefSeq and is a predicted model, not a curated record. Gene Ontology annotation, cellular component: CST complex. Lineage: Eukaryota; Metazoa; Chordata; Mammalia; Rodentia; Cricetidae.